UCAUUCUCAACAAAGCAUCGUGAUCUCUUCUUCAGCAGCAGGUAAUUUCAUCUUGAGUUUGCCAAUCUCUAAUCCAAUCAAGACCCAAUUGUCAGAAGACCCAGUCGGAGUUAAAAGCUUGAUUCUAUAUUAUUUCAGUGUAGGUGAUUUGGGCAUUGAGCCUUUGAUGUGCGGUUCACUGAAGAUGGAUUGAUAUUGAUUAGUAUUUCAGUGCAUGAAACUUCGGGUGUGACAGAAGAUGAGAUAAAGAUAGCUUUCAUUGUGAAUAUGUUGCCAAUGAAUUUAUGCUAUCCACCAACAAGAGCAGGAUAACACACCCAAACUCGAGCUAUUCCCAUCAGCAACAAUUGCAUACUUGGGGACCCAAGUAUUGAAUUGUCUUCUUCAGUCGUAUGGUUUUACUUUUCUUCUGAAUAUCUGAUGUUUCGUCCCAUAUAAUCAGGAGCUCAACACCCUUUGAUGUAUCAGAGUUUUGAAAUAUAAUUUGACAUGCUCGCUUUUCAAUAGAGUAAGAUCUAAAAUUGGAAGUUGAAACCUGUAUCAGACUAAAAGAAGAAUAUGCAGCAGAGAAGAUCAGCAUUGUCAGGGAGGCCUACCGGAACAGAUGGCUCAGAUUUCAACUACCGCAUGGUUGUCGACUCUCGGUAUCAGAAAGUAGCUGAUGGGAAAUCUCGUCUCUAUGCUCUUACUCUCACUCAGGCUUUCUUGCUGCUGAUAGGAGUCUUGUAUACAUAUAUUUUCACUUUCCACGAGGAAGUUCUCAAUGUGAUUGCUAUCUCUUCUACAGCUAUUGGUUUUAUUUCUUUGAUACUUGGGGACAUAGGUCGAAGGCGUAGUCGAGUGACUUUGUUGAAAGUUCACAUGGUUGCAUCAUCUAUUGCAGUGCUACUUUCCAUUGCCUGUGUCACCAAGGGUAAUAUAAUAUUAAAGGUUUUACAAACUCCCAGUAGAUGGGAACUACACAAAUUCAAACUUCUUGAGGCCGCUCAUGCUGCAGUUGGAUUCCUGGUACAAAUAUUUACAGUUGGCACAAUAAUUUCUUUAAUCAGUAACAUGUCUCCACCGAAAAGAACCUCUUAGCCUCAACCAUAUCAAUGGCGCAUCUUGUCAAGCUGUUUUGGUAUUCAAAAAUUACAAUUUGUGGAGGAUAAUUAGAUUUGUUUUCCUAGGUAGUAACUAGUUGCAUUAGGGAUCUGAGUAGAGUGGAAGUUCAUUCGACAAACUUCUUAUGGAUUAGAGAAAUAAUUUGAUUCAUUUAUCGACCUUGUGACA
Molecule: messenger RNA, 1272 nt
Organism: Argentina anserina (silverweed cinquefoil)
Lineage: Eukaryota; Viridiplantae; Streptophyta; Magnoliopsida; Rosales; Rosaceae
Exons: 8
Coding region: 559-1080 (173 amino acids)
Biological process (GO): endoplasmic reticulum organization; vesicle-mediated transport
Cellular component (GO): endoplasmic reticulum membrane
Source: RefSeq, a predicted model, not a curated record